UUCGUGUUUUUUUUCUAACCCCCCUUUUUUAAUUUGUGAUUAUUUCAUCCAGUAUUUUAGCUUAUAUAUAUAUUUUAUUUUUUCUUCUUUUUUUUCUUUGACACAAUUUUGCUCAAUGUAUUUAUCGUUGUUAUCCUGUAGCUUACAUCAGUAUACAAAAACACUCAUUAUCUACAAAAAAACAUUCGAGGAUGGAUGUGAGAUUAAAACACACCAAACACUGAGCGAUGAAUCCGAGGAUUUCAGAAUUAAAUCACUCGCAUGGGAAGUGAUUGAUACAGCUUGUCCUUGCUUUUGGGGUCCUCCUCGGCGCGUCACGGAAAAGAUGCGGUCAAUGACGCAAACCCCGCCCAGUGAAGGUGACGCUCGGCUCUGCGUUUUGAUUGGCGCUGGCUUGGCUCAGUCGCCGACCGUCUCCCUCCUCCACGCAGAGGAGGAGAAACUGAUGCUUCCCCGAUCGGCCAGCCACAGUGCGUGUGUGUACACGUUAGAGUAGGCAGGCUGCGUGGUUCAGGCUGUAAUUUGAACAUCUGUUCACUGGCUGUGUUCUCGCCCGUAGAGCGACUGCUUCUAUCUAUAACUCCAGCAGAGUAAUGGUAGCUGUAGCCUGCACUGGCCAGUCUGCAGCAAGAUGAGCUCAGAGGAGCGCAGCUCAGCCAUGUCACAGAAGAUCUCCUCCCUGUCACGCAGUAACAGCAGCUCCUCGUCCAAGCAUGACAGCCGACAGGACAGCUGGGAAAUAGUGGAAGGCCUGCGUGGAGGCUUCAGCAAUGUUUUGGAUCCCCCGAAACAGGAGGGCUACAUGCUGAAGAGGAGAAAAUGGCCCAUGAAGGGGUGGCAUAAGAGAUACUUUUUCCUGGACAAGGGUAUCCUAAAGUACGGCAAGUGCAGUGCUGAUAUUGAGAAAGGAAAACUGCACGGUUGCAUUGACGUGGGUCUCUCGGUUAUGGCCAUUAAGAAGAAAGCCAAGUGCAUUGAUCUUGAUGCCGAGGAAAACAUAUAUCACUUGAAGAUUAAGUCACAGGAGCUGUUUGAUGAAUGGGUAUCCAACCUGCGUCACCAUCGGCUGUAUCGUCAAAAUGAGAUUGCCAUGUACCCUCACGAGAAGUCCUUCUACUACCCGCACUACCCCUCCCCCAACUCCCCGAGCAUAGCUGAAGGUGCCUCUAUCAGAAAGUGUAUGCCCAUACGAAGACAGUCCACCGUGCAUGCUGCGGGAGUCUUUCCUUUAAACUCCAGCAGUCAGGUCAAAGUUGCCGCCUGGCUCCAGUCGUCUGACGACAUGGAUAAAUGUUCCAAAGACUUAUCCAUUUGUGAGGCCUACCUACUGGAGCUUAACCACCUGCUCCAGAGUAUGGAAGUACUUCACCGUACUUAUUCUGCUCCAUCUAUCCAAGCACUGCAGGCAUCUACAUUUGACAGCCCCAAAAAGGAAAAGAGACUUCCAAGGAAAUGGCGCACUAAAAACUACAAUAAAGACGUCAAAACAACUCUGCAGGUACCCAGCUGCAUUUCCUCUGGCUCAAUGCGCCUCCAUGCUUCUAACCCCAACCUCUCCACCGCUGCACUCGGCAUUGACAAAAUUGACCCUGAAUCCCUUGAUUCCGCUUUUGAUGUUGCCAAGCUGCAAGAAGAUUUCUGCCGUGUUGCCACCAACUUGCACACGACCAUGAAGUCAGCGCUGAGUUCGCUGACAUCUGAGAGGGAGCGAUUAAAACAAUGUCUGGAUCACGAAACAUGCCCCCCAACCUCGCCGCAAGUUGUCAAUUUGAAGAACACGCUGGCAGCGGCUUUAGCCCAGAACUCUGAGCUGAGAGAGCGCCUGUGCAAGAUUCAUGCCGAGUCCCACAUCGUAGAGCCCACACUAAUAAAUCUCACUGCCCCUGUGCAGAAACAGGACUCCGCGGAUGAAUCCCACCCUCUCGUGCACCAGAUAUCCAAUGAGAGCCGAGCUUCGAUUGCAGAGUCUUUGUCCGAGUUCUUUGACGCACAGGAAGUCCUGUUGUCUGCGAGUUCAUCUGAGAAUGAGGUAUCAGAGGAUGACUCAUACAUCAGUGACAUUAGUGACAACAUUUCCAUGGACAACUUUAGCAAUGAGACUGAAAGUGAAAGGCCAAACUCAGGCUCCGUGGAAGACGGCACUGUCCUUUAUCAGCGUAGAUCCUGUCUGCCGACGCCGAGCCCCAACAACAGCACCAUCAGCCUGUGGAACAUCCUGAGAAACAACAUAGGCAAAGACUUGUCCAAGGUGGCGAUGCCUGUCCAGCUUAAUGAGCCGCUCAACACGCUGCAGAGGCUGUGCGAGGAGCUGGAGUACAGCGAGCUGCUAGACAGGGCGGCUAACACACAGGACCCCUUUGAACGCAUGGUAUACAUCGCUACGUUUGUUGUAUCUGGCUACGCAUCCAGCUACUACAGGACUGGGGGGAAACCUUUCAACCCUGUUUUAGGAGAGACGUAUGAAUGUGACCGGCCAGAUAAAGGCUUUCGAUUCGUUGCGGAGCAGGUCAGCCAUCACCCACCUAUCUCGGCUUGUCAUGCAGAGUCUAAAAACUUCAUCUUCUGGCAAGACGUAAGGUGUAAGAACAAGUUCUGGGGAAAGUCGAUGGAGAUUGUUCCUGUGGGCACUACGCACGUUACUUUGCCAGGAUGUGGAGAUCACUAUGAGUGGAACAAGGUGACGUCCUGCAUCCACAACAUUCUCAGUGGACAGCGCUGGAUUGAACACUACGGGGAAAUCUCAAUCAGGAACUCCAGCAGUGAUGUUUGUCAGUGCAAGGUCACUUUUGUAAAGGCUAAAUACUGGAAUUCAAGCAUGAAUGAGGUGGAGGGGACGAUCACAGACAGCAAAGGAAAGGUCGUCCACAGGCUCUUUGGGAAGUGGCACGAAGCGGUCUUCUGCGGAGACCCGCCUUCAGCUACGUGCAUCUGGAGAGCAAAUGCGAUACCAGUAGACCACGAGCAGUACUACGGUUUCACCAAGUUUGCAGUUGAGCUGAACGAGUUGGACCCGUCCCUGAGAACGCUGCUACCGCCUACAGACACCAGGCUAAGAGUGGACCAAAGACUGCUGGAGGAGGGGAACUUGGAAGCAGCAGAGGAACAAAAACAGAGGAUUGAGCAGCUGCAGAGAGAGCGACGGAGAGUCCUGGAGGAGAACAACGAAACACAUCAACCUAAAUUCUUCAGGAAGUCCAAGGACGAUUCCUGGGUGAGCAACAACACAUACUGGGAGCUGAGGAAGGACCCCGGCUUCUCACACGUAGAUUUCCCGACACUGUGGUGACCUUUGAGCUGCAGAUCACACACAUUACAACCUGCACAGCCUCUACUGUGAUCCAGGCUGGUUCUGGUGACGUCCGUGUCAUAAGUCUUACCAUCCACAUUCAGCACUGGUUUUCUAUCUUGCGAUCCGUCAAAGUUAUUGCCUUAAUAGCAAGUGCUUAUUUAAGUUGUGUAGACAUGCUUAUGCGGCAUAUUAUAUGAUUGUUGGUCAAUUUAGGCACUUUUUGCCCACAUUUCCACCUGUUAUGUUGUACAAACUGAGAAAAGAAAACCAACUUGGCAUAAGGAAACCUUUUCAUGGUUUAUCUACACUAGCUUAACAUGUAAUGAACAAAUGGUCACUUUAGUUGUCAUCUUAUUGUGGACAUUCUCUACCUCCGAGAUAAACUAGCCUUGAAAUGCCAUUGAUUAAUUCUAAACAUCCAAAUAUUUAUUCUGCAUCUGCCUGAUGCCUUACUGGUAAUAUUUUUAAUUUAUUUUUGUUGCAUCUCCUGGAAGUUUUUAAAAAAAUAUAUCUAUAUUUUGUAGAACGAACAGGAAAUUAUUUAAAUGUUCUUUAAAUCUUAACUGAAGUGGGCUUAUCUUUCUGUCUUUUUGCUUCGACUGUGUGAACGAUUGUGCAGGUAUGGGCAGCAGUAGCAAAUAUCAAAUACAGCCAAUUUUUGUUUUUGUUGUUUUUUUUUUUCCACUUGAUCCAUUGCACCAUAGUCUUUCUGGACUCUUGGCUUUGGGACCAAAAACGUGUCCAAAAUUAUGCUCCAUGAGCUUGAAUAAAGUUUCUCAUUCUUU
Messenger RNA from Mugil cephalus (flathead mullet), 4074 nucleotides. It is a transcript of the gene osbpl3b, whose product is annotated as oxysterol binding protein-like 3b. Lineage: Eukaryota; Metazoa; Chordata; Actinopteri; Mugiliformes; Mugilidae. The coding region runs from base 632 to 3286 and encodes 884 amino acids. Gene Ontology annotation, molecular function: cholesterol binding. Gene Ontology annotation, cellular component: plasma membrane; intracellular membrane-bounded organelle; cytosol. The transcript has 23 exons. The record is from RefSeq and is a predicted model, not a curated record.